AUGAUUGCUUCCAGCUUAAGAAAAGGAUCGAAGAACGGGGAACUUGCUCACUUGGUGAAGGGAGUAAGGGAAAAAAUGGCCAAAGGAAAGGGCAAGGAAGUCAACAUGGUGGAUUUUGAUGGAAAGGUUCCAAACAAAAGGCAACGGUUGGAAGCUUGGGAGCUUCAGUGUGUUUGCUUCCCUCCAACGGAGAAAGACCCUCUUUCAAACCCUCUUGUGGUUGAGGCUAUUGUGGGAACGCUACGAACAAAAAGGGCAUACAUAGACACUGGUGCUGCCACCAAAAUCAUGUUCGAGAAGUUCUUCAACCGUUUGAGCAAUGAAGAACGUUUCAGGCUUCAACCCUCAGGAAUCUCCAUAAAAGGUAUUCCUGACAUACCUCUUAAGCCUUUAGGGCAACUGACCCUUAAUGUCUGUUUCAGCGAAGGCCAGAAGAAGAGAGUCCAACCCCUCACUUUUGUGGUCAUCAAUAUACCUUCGAACUAUGACGUGAUCAUUGGAAGGUCGGGGCAAUGUGCAUUAUACAUGGCUGUGUCUGUUGGUCAUGGCACUGUCAAAUUUCCUACUGAGAGGGGAAUCGCAACCCUUCAACCUACCCAGGAGACCUACAUGGUUGAAGGUGAAAAUUCCAAAAGUGAAGAAGACAAGCAAAGGCUAAUUAUAAACCCUAGAUAUCCUGAGCAGAUGAUAAGGGUCAAUCCAAGCCUUUCACAAGAAACUCUCUCAUAUCUUGAAAAGUUGUUGACACAUUAUAGUGAUUUCUUUGCUUGGUGUCCGGAAGAUAUGACGGGCAUCCCUCGAAGCAUUGCUGAACAUGAGUUGAAAAUACCACCCGAUGUCAAGCCGGUCAUCCAAAAGAAGCGAAGUUUAGCACCCGAAAGAAGCUUGGCUACAUGCCAAGAGGUUGAAAAGCUUGUGUCAGCUGGCAUUCUCUGA
This is a messenger RNA of Helianthus annuus (common sunflower), 936 nucleotides long. RefSeq lists its product as uncharacterized. The record is from RefSeq and is a predicted model, not a curated record. The transcript has a single exon. Lineage: Eukaryota; Viridiplantae; Streptophyta; Magnoliopsida; Asterales; Asteraceae. Bases 1 to 936 code for a protein of 311 amino acids.